Messenger RNA from Anguilla anguilla (European eel), 8400 nucleotides. It is a transcript of the gene mark4, whose product is annotated as microtubule affinity regulating kinase 4. Bases 1019 to 3370 code for a protein of 783 amino acids. Gene Ontology annotation, biological process: intracellular signal transduction; protein phosphorylation; microtubule cytoskeleton organization. Gene Ontology annotation, molecular function: ATP binding; tau-protein kinase activity; protein serine/threonine kinase activity. The record is from RefSeq and is a predicted model, not a curated record. Gene Ontology annotation, cellular component: cytoplasm. NCBI's taxonomy places the organism in Eukaryota, Metazoa, Chordata, Actinopteri, Anguilliformes, Anguillidae. The transcript has 18 exons.
UGUCUCUUUAAGAAAAUGGGGGAAGGGUGUGUGAGCGUCCACUGCAGCCGUGCCUAUUCUUUCUCCUGACGUCCUUCCUUCUCCUAAGUGUCAUACGAUUUCGGGAUGUAGAUUUUUUAACUGAACUGUUCUUAUUAAGAUAUUUUUGGGGGUGGGGGACGGCUGUUUCUUAACAAAAUAGCUACCCCUUAUGGGGGUGCGUUUUGAAACGGAGAUGUUUGUUUAUCCCAAACCAGAGGCUAGCUUCGUUGUUGCUAUUGGCUAGGUAGCUAGCACAUGUUUUCCGUUUUUAAAUAUACCAAGCUAGAGAUAAGCCGCUGUUUUGUAUUUAUUUAUUUAUUUAUUUUACGGAAAACAAGGUGUAUACCGAUAAAUAUUUCAUCAAUGUGUUUUUCUACGGGGAGAUUUAAUUUUUAGCAUAGCGUGAGCUGAGUCUCAGUCUUUCGUUCCCGUUAAUUCGUUUUUUAUUAUCUAGCAAGCUAUUUGUCGAUUUUUGCCUUUCAGCAAGCUGGCUGGUUUUUCAACGCAGGUUGAUAGCCAGACCGAUUGAGCGAUUGAAUCAAGGACAUUAAGUAUUUCGGCCAAUCUUAUUUCGGAUGGCUGCCUAGGUAGCUGGCUAUGUGAUAAACGGAGGCGAAAUUGGUCGUGCUUGUUUUUAUGCCAAAAUGAUGCACAGUAUUGACAUUCGCUUAUAUACAGUGGAUUCUGGCCAAACAUGAACGAAUCUUAGUCGACUGUUAGAACUUAUCUUGUUUUGUCGUUUGCUGCUGCUGUCGUAUUUUAUCACUGAAAAUGCGGAUCGUCUGAGGAUACCAGUCCCUGCUGCGACGAGCAGAGAGAGGAUUCGACUCUCCUACACGGAUUCGCCGGCGGGAUAAGGCAUUGAUUGCCUUGGAACACUGGCUCGGCUGCGGAGCGGCCAAUGUCGACUGUUAUUUUCAGUUGGAUAUAAUUCUGUAAAUAUAUAUAUAUAAACACAAAUCAUUUAUAGUUCUAAAAGUAGGGACACUCAGGGACAAUGUCUUCUCGCUCAGCACUACCGUCUGGGAAUGAACGGAACUCGGACCACCAUGCCUCUCUCACGGGCAGCCGCUCGGAGAAGGGCUCGGGCUGGUCCAGCCGCUCGCUCGGGGCCCGCUGCCGGAACUCCAUCGCCUCCUGCACCGACGAGCAGCCGCACAUCGGCAACUACCGGCUGCUCAAGACCAUCGGCAAGGGCAACUUCGCCAAGGUCAAGCUGGCACGCCACAUCCUGACGGGCAGGGAGGUUGCAAUAAAAAUAAUUGACAAAACUCAGCUGAAUCCAACCAGCCUACAGAAGCUAUUUCGAGAGGUACGGAUCAUGAAAGGCCUCAAUCACCCCAACAUAGUUCAGCUAUUUGAGGUGAUCGAGACGGACAAGACACUCUACCUGAUCAUGGAGUACGCCAGCGGAGGUGAGGUGUUCGACUACCUCGUGUCUCACGGGAGAAUGAAGGAGAAAGAAGCACGAGCCAAAUUCCGUCAGAUUGUGUCAGCCGUCCAUUACUGUCACCAGAAAAACAUUGUCCACAGGGACCUCAAGGCGGAGAACCUUCUGCUGGACGCCGACUCCAACAUCAAGAUCGCCGACUUCGGCUUCAGCAACGAGUUCACGCUGGGGAACAAGCUGGACACGUUCUGCGGGAGCCCCCCCUACGCGGCCCCCGAGCUCUUCCAGGGCAAGAAGUACGACGGGCCCGAGGUGGACAUCUGGAGCCUGGGCGUCAUCCUCUACACGCUGGUCAGCGGCUCGCUGCCCUUCGACGGGCAGAACCUGAAGGAGCUGCGCGAGCGCGUGCUCAGGGGGAAGUACCGCGUGCCCUUCUACAUGUCCACCGACUGCGAGGGCAUCCUGCGCCGCUUCCUGGUGCUCAACCCCACCAAGCGCUGCACCCUGGAGCAAAUCAUGAAGGACAAGUGGAUGAACGCCGGGUACGAGGGGGAGGAGCUGAAGCCCCACGUGGAGCCAGUGGAGGACUACAACGAUGCCAGCCGCAUCGAAGUGAUGGUGGGGAUGGGAUAUUCCCGUGAGGAGAUCAAAGACGCCCUGACCAAUCAGAAGUACAAUGAGGUCACAGCUACCUACCUGCUGCUGGGCCGUAAAAAUGAGCUGGAGGGCAGCGAAUCGCGGUCGGGCAGCAGCUUGUCCCUGGCGCGGGUGCGACCCAGCACCAUCACCAACGGCACCAGCAAGCACGCUUCCUCUGCUGCUGCCUCCUCCUCUGGCUCCGCCUCCUCGCACAGCAAGACUCAGCGGAGCGCCUCCACCUACCAUCGCCAGCGGCGGCACAGCGACUUCUGCGGGCCCUCCCUGCCCGUGGCGCAUCCCAAGCGCAGCCCGACCAGCACGGGCGACGGGGAGCUGAAGGAGGAGCGGCUGCCGUCCCGCAAGGCCAGCUGCAGCGUGGUGGGGAGCCGCAGCAUCCCCCCCUCCAGCCCCAUGGUCAGCAGCGCCAACAACCCCAACAAGUCUGAGAUCCCCGACCGCCGCAAAGAGAUUAACGCCACCACGAACAACAUCCCAGCAAGUGCCAUGACUCGCCGGAACACCUACGUGUGCACGGACCGCUCCAGCACUGACAGACACUCCCUACUGCAGAACGGCAAGGAGAACAGUUCCCUGUCCCAUCGGCUCCCCCCAGCCUCCCCCUCCACCCACAGCAUUGCGGGGGCGGGGGCGUCCGGCUCCUCCUCCGGGGAGCGGUCCCGGCUCACCCGCGGCUCCACCAUCCGCAGCACCUUCCACGGGGGCCAGCUCCGGGACCGCCGCCCACCCCCACAUGCGGCCCCGCCCACCUCCCCCACCCUGUCCCACGAUGCCAGCCCCCUGCCGCACGCUCGCACCCGCGCCACCUCCAACCUCUUCAGCAAGCUCACCUCCAAGCUCACACGCAGGGUCAAUCUUGACCCCUCUAAACGCCAGAGCUCAAACAAGUCAGUCUCGGGCUGUACUCUUCCACAGGGAUCAAAAACAGUUAACGAACCUGAGGGAGUCUGCAGAUCUCCGGUCUCAAGUCGCCAUCUACCUGGGCAUCAAAAAGCGUCAGAGCCCCGGACCCCCCGAUGCGGCUGGGAUGUGAGGGUGCGGAGCCCGCGGGACCCGGCGGAGGUGGUCCUGGCCCUGCGCGAGGCGGCCCAGGGCUGCGGCUGCCAGGUCCACCUGGCCGGCCCCUUCCUGCUGUCCUGCACCCACGGGGCUGCCGGCUCGCGCGUGGCCUUCGAGGCCCAGGUGUGCCAGCUGCCCAGCGGGCCCUCCGAGACCAGCGGCGUGCGUUUCAAGCGCCUGUGGGGGGCGCCGCUCGCCUUCCGGGACAUUGCCACCAAAGUCUCCAAGGAACUGGAACUCUGAGGGCGACAGGGGGUGGGGGCGGAGAGGCGGAGGGGAGAAGGACCGAGAGAGGGAGAGACACUGCCGCCGACCCCUCCCCCACCCCCGCUUCGACAUCACACAGACACACGGACACGGACGGGUCGCCACCCACCCCCCCCACCACCCCUUACCAGAGACAUCACUAUUCCUGGGCAAAAGGAGUCCAACUGAUUUUAUUUUUAUUCCUGUUGAUGAUAUCGUUGUCGUCGUCAUAAUGAUUAUAAUUGUUGUCAUUCUUUUUUUUUUGAACAGCUGCUAUUUAAAAUGUUUUUGAAUUUUUUUGUUACGGGCAGGGGAUUCACCGUCUUUUGUUGUUUUUCUUUUCUUUUUUUAAAGUCUUUUUUUUUGUUUUAAAUCCUAGUUUUUGAGAGAUGCAUACAUUGAAGUAUUUCAAAGCCGCUUGAAAACAUCUGGCCCGUCGAUGUCAUUCUAGACUACGGCCACCAGGGGGAGAUAUGCAGAAACGCAGAGAUGCGCAGAGGUGCAACCUCCAGAGAAACAGUUUUCUCUUCCCGGUAACCGGCUGCCAAUUUUAAGCCAAGAUUCCCUUCGCUGUUUUAUUUGUCUUUUUUUUGUCGGUGAGGGCAGGAACAAAGCCGUCUGACUUCACAGUGUACAAAGCUGGGUGCGUGAUGACUUGCUUUUCUGAGCCACUACAGGUUUUUUUUUUCUCCAUGUUUUCUCCAUGCACAUUUUAAAAUAGAGCGUAUGACCUGUUCAUAUAUUAGCACUUUGAACUAACCGUAACCCCUCUGAAAAUUGUACCCCCCUUCUAAAAUGGUACCGUUCCAUGUGUGUGUGUGUGUGCGUGUUUUUUUUUUUUGUUGUUUUUUUUUAAUGGAGACUUCUGCACAAGAAUUAAGAUGAAAUGACAGUGACCGUUUCCUCUCUCACUGCUCCUUUGUCCGCUGACAGAACAAUGCUGUGCCAAGCUGAGCCGCGCUGGAACUAACACUGGCCUGGCUGACCAGGGUAUCUCGCUUUUCCGUUGCUGUGUCCCAGGCUGUGACCGUUGCACAAAUUCGAACAGAAACGGUUGAUAAUUGCAAUUUCAGACGUGUGGGGGAAAAAAAAUGGAGGAAGAGACACAGCCAAGAACGGAGUGUUCUUAAGCUUUCCUUUUACAAAUGUGUUUCCUAGUUAACCAGCUAACAUGAAAAAAAUAACUCCAGUAAGCUCUAUUUUGUAUUAAUCCUUGUUAGAGUGGUGCAAUUUAUAGGUAUACAGCUACACAUGCUUUCUGUCAUAAAUAUAGAGUCAGCAUAGCUAUCACUGGCUGUUGCUAUCACACAGCUAUUUUAAUGAGGAUAUGGCUAUUUGACUCUCAUGAGCACAGGAAUGAAGGCUUUGUUUUUAAAAAGAAAAGAGUAUUCCCAACGUUGAAGGGCAAUUUGGACUCGUAAUUGUUUGAUUGCUGAGAUGCUAAGGAACAUUUCAUGAAAUUUCGGACAAGGCCUCCUGUAACGAUACCUCCCUCCUGACGAGUUUUGGCACUGACUGUUGCAGCAUUUUAAUUUUGCGGGCCCCUACUCUUGGCGUGCUUCUGAGCAUGCAUGCAGCAGAUUAGAUGCAGAGCUAGGACGGUUGGAUCUCGCUCAGCUUGACAAAAAAAAACUACUUGUGAAAUGAAGUUGUGGUGUAAGACCAGGAGACCAGGUGUACACCAGGUGAAGCUGUACCUGAGCCCUGGCACACCAGGGGAGAACGGGCGCUAGGUGCACUCAGUUGGACUUCAUCCCGCUGUUUCUUUUCCUGUCAUUAAAAUUCUUCACGUCCGCCCACAGUUGGCUCAGACGCUUCGUUGCGUCUUGGAGUCAUUGGCUAUCAGCAGAAAUUUAAAAAUGGAAACGGAAAAGGUUUUGAGAGCUUUACGGCGCAGAGGAUUUUGUUUUUUCAAGGGUUUUAACAUGCUUACUCUUUGAUGUAUUUCUCUGCUUUCUAGGUUGCCUUUCCAAAUGCUCCCACACUCUUCUCUCCUUUCAGCAGCACUGACCUCUGACCUCUGAUCAGUACUUGGUGUGACAUUAGAUCCGGUCUUACUGGUUAGACAGGAUCUGAUUGCUGAUUGGAGGAGAGAGGGAGGGAGUGGUUUGGAAAGUAAAUCUGUAAUGACCUGGGAGAGCCCAUCAAGGCAUCUCAGUAAGAAGUGGAGCUUGAAGGAGGGCAGACUUCAGUUCCUUCCUCUGCAUGUGAAAUGGGACGACCGUGUUGGAAGUGCCAGUGGUUUGGCUGGUUCCAAAAUUUGCACAACUGUCUGGCUCCCCGAAGACACGUUGAGAGAGAUCUCUCACAGCCCCCAUCCUGGAGGACCACAGCGUCCCUUAGGGUUCUGAUCCACAUCACAGCCCACCCCCCCCCAUCUGAAAUCUGAGUGCUUUAGUGGCUUCAUGGUUUAUGGAGUAAGAGUCUGCUCUUCGCGACCCUUCAUUGCUGUGCUAUUGGGAAACACACAUGCUAGAACUGGUGCUCAUACAUGUCUGCCAGAUGGCCUGGUGAUGUACUCCAGAUGUGUUUCAGCUUGGUCUGGCCCGGCCACAGCAGUAGUGCGCUUCUCUGCGAAAGGUUCAGCCGGGGGAAUCGCUGGUUCGAAUCCGGGCUGCGCUUCAACCCGACGGUUGGUCAAGACUUUGGCGGGUGUGGGUGGGCGGAGCCUAUUUGACCUCUCGUCUCCUGGGACCUCGACUCUGCCAACUUGCCCGCAGCCUGUUCGGGAACCCCGCCUUGCAGUUUCACCUGGCGGCUUGACCCCGGAGGGAUGCGUGGGACAUUUUAACUUCCAGUCAAGAGAGCGGGAUGGUUUCUCUUUGCUUUGCUUGCUCUGUCUGGUCUCGUGUUAGCCGUCCCUCAGGCGUGUCCACCUGCGGCUGUUUGCCUCCAGACCAGAGAGGGCGCCAUUGUAAACAGAUCUGUCAAAAGCCUGCAAAUGAGGGUGGUUUAGUCUUUCCGGUGGUUUUCCUGUUUUCCAUACCUUUCCAUUAGGCUGUUUACAUGCGAUUUGUGACGCUUCUCCUACUCUCUUCAUUCCAUGUUGUGUAAUUUCAUGUUGUUUUUCAGAUAGAUUUUCUCCACUCCGGGACAAAUGAAUCCCAAGACCUCUGACAUGCGCACACGAAUCCUCCCCCCUCAAAUGGCAUUAACCCCUUUUUCAUCUUCUCAUGGUUCUCAUACAAAAACAGUAUUGCACACUGGAACUCCUGUAUAAUACAAAAUCCCAUUGGUGGUGGUGUGGCUUACAACAGGUGUAUCCAGGACACUAACUUGUACGUGAAUCUGCCUCAUCCAGAGGAAUUGUGGGAUAUGAUAAAAGCAGGCCUCUGAGUCGGUAAAUGUCUUAAAUGUGAAAGCUGUGAUUUUUGGACACUUCCUUGGAUAAACGAUUUUCAUAAAAAUAGUACCUUAAAAGAGGGGCCUGUCUUCUGCUCAUCACUUAGAUAUUGUUAGAUCUUAGGGACAUGUCUAAAGAGUAGGAAGCAGUAGGUUUAAAACAAUUGUUACUACAGAGGGGGUGCCAUAACAACCUAUUGCUGACUCACAGUCGGUUUUAACUUAAAAAUAAAAUGACCUUUUCUCACACUGUUGAUUGGUCAGUUCAUUGAUUGCGAGCGCUAUUGCUGUUCAGAUAUGAUUCCAAAAAUCACAAUUCCAUGUAAGAAGUUGUUUUGGUCAGUGCUAGAUCACCAUUAGCCACUGUGCGAUUCAGCACGAGCAUAUUGGUAGCAGUUAAUUUCAGUGGACCGGGAGAGGUCUACGGUCCCUCUUUGGUAUUUGGAGGUGGAGUUAGGACAGGAUUUUAAGGAAGUGUCCAGCAGGAACCUUUCUUGUGAUAAAAGAGAGAGCAUAUUCCUGGGGAUUUUGUGUCUGGUGUCAAUAUUGGGACAACUGGCAAGACCUGGCUUAUAGUAAGAUUUAAAAACAAGCAUUUUAAUGGGGUGUGACUUGAAGGGGGGUGUGAAACUGAAGCCUUUAAAACCAGAGAUGUAUCCAUUUAAGAAGCCAGUCACCAGUCUGUGAAAGAGAGCUGCAGUAUUCUUGUCUUGUUCAUGGGGAAUAAUGGAAACGGGUCCAGGCCAUGUUCCAACCUUAAAUCUGACGGUAACAAUGGAAGGUGAAUAAAUGGCAGAACUGGACCGCCGCAGGUUUACAGAAAUGCUUUAGUGCGGUCCCCUAUGGGAAAAGUGCCAACCAGUGAAGUUUACUGCUUUGUAGUCAUUGCUGUGUACUAAGUGCUAGUUGCAACCCCCCGUUUUGAAUCGCUUCCUUGUCCAGAGUUGAAAAUGUUAAAUCAAGAAAAGGACCGACUUUGCAUCCUUCACUCGACGCUGUCUUUGAGCAUUUCGUCUACCCUGCCGUGCUGUUCGGCUGCAGGUGUGCGUGGCUCGGCACUGUUAAUUUGGUCAGCGAAUCACCGCACUUUCACACCUUUCUAGCUGAUGUGACACUGGCCGAUGUGAUUCAACGCUGAUGUGACACCAGGAACUCUUGAGGCAUCUGUUAAAAAUGGAUCGGAUGAAGUCGUCCCCUCCCAGAAAAGUAAACGGUCCUUCCUGACUACUGAGCACCAGUCAUGCUUCACCCACGAGUUGAGUGAACAGACUCCCCAGCACACAGCAAAGGACCCUGAUGCCUUUUUGAACACGGAAGUUUCUAGCAUAAGCAAAGCACUGUGCCCUGUGCUUGAGUGCGCGCUGUUUGUCCCUCUGCAGCAUCUGUACAGGCCACACAGAGGAACACCCCAAACCCAUCGCACGCGCACUCAGAACACACACCAACGCACACACACACUCAGACACAUAUACCUUACUCUCCCUGUAAAAAUCCAGCAGAGUGCUUGUAUUUGUAUCAUUGUGUAGAAAAACAAAGAUGAGAAAAGAAAAUAUGGGUCAAUUUCUUUUUUUUUCUUUUCAAUUUUUAAAUUAUUAUUCUGGUGCCGGCUGUGGUGCCUUUAGAUGUAAAGAAAAAAUGGGAACUACAGAAAAAAAGUUCUGAAAUAAAAAUUCACUGAUAUUGGA